GAACUGAAGAAGUGCUUCAGUCGUUGGCUCUGAUCCCAAGCGUGAGUUGAGUAAUCAGUGAUGACGAGCUUCGUAUCAGAACUCCUUUGUCCUCUCUUCAUCUUCUUCUCUAUCAUUCAAUCUUCACUCUCUCAAUCUAACCAGUACUGUGAUGCUGGAUUUGAAUAUGAGAGUGGCUCCACCACCGCGUGUGGAAGUGGAACCGCACCGUCGAAGUUGUUAAUAAAGGGAGGCACUGUGGUCAACGCUCAUCACCAGCAACUUGCUGAUGUUUAUGUUGAAGACGGUAUCAUUGUUGCUGUCGAACCUUCUAUCACUCAGGUUGGGGAUGAUGUGAAAGUGAUCGAUGCCACUGGGAAGUAUGUCAUGCCAGGAGGCAUUGAUCCUCACACACACCUAGAUAUGAGUUUUAUGAGUAGUGGAACAAUAGACGACUUCUUCAGUGGUCAUGCUGCAGCAUUAGCCGGUGGGACAACUAUGCACAUCGACUUUGUUAUACCAGUGGAUGGUAGUUUAACGGCUGGGUAUGAAGCCUAUGAAAGGAAGGCAAAGAAGGCUUGCAUGGAUUAUGGUUUCCAUAUGGCUAUUACCAAAUGGAAUGAUGAUGUUUCAAGAGAAAUGGAGAUCAUGGUCAAGGAGAAAGGUAUCAACUCGUUCAAGUUUUUUAUGGCAUACAAAGGAGCUCUUAUGGUCAAUGAUGAGCUUCUUCUGGAAGGAUUUAAGAGAUGCAAGUCACUCGGUGCCUUAGCUAUGGUCCAUGCAGAAAAUGGAGAUGCUGUGGAUGAAGGCCAAAAAAGAAUGAUAGAACUUGGAAUAACUGGUCCUGAGGGGCACGCCCUUUCAAGGCCUGCAGUGUUGGAAGGAGAAGCAACUGCACGCGCUAUUCGCUUAGCAAAUUUUGUGAACACCCCGUUAUAUGUGGUUCAUGUGAUGAGCAUUGAUGCAAUGGAAGAAAUUGCAAAGGCCCGAAAGUCAGGACAAAGGGUUAUCGGAGAACCUGUUGUCUCUGGAUUAGUCCUUGAUGAAUCGUGGCUUUGGCAUCCCGACUUUAAGACUGCAGCAUCGUAUGUUAUGAGUCCCCCAAUUAGAAGUAAAGGACAUGAUAAGGAACUUCAAGCUGCCCUUGCAACCGGAGUUUUGCAGUUGGUAGGAACUGACCAUUGUGCCUUUAAUUCCACCCAAAAAGCUUUAGGAAUUGACGACUUCCGGAAAAUUCCCAAUGGUGUCAAUGGUAUUGAAGAAAGGAUGCAUUUGGUAUGGGAUACUAUGGUGGAAUCUGGCCAAAUAUCAGUCACUGACUAUGUCCGGGUGACAAGCACCGAAUGUGCUAGAAUAUUCAAUAUAUAUCCAAGGAAAGGAGCAAUUCUUCCAGGAUCUGAUGCAGAUAUCAUAAUCCUCAAUCCAAAUUCAAGCUUUGAGAUAUCAACAAAGUCACACCACUCCAGACUUGACACGAAUGUGUACGAUGGAAAGAAAGGAAAGGGGAAAGUUGAAGUGACCAUAUCUAGAGGGAGAGUUGUAUGGGAAAAUAAUGAACUGAAGGUUACUCCGGGUACUGGCAGAUACAUACCAAUGCAACCUUAUAGCUAUGUCUUUGAUGGAUUGGACAAGAAAGAUGCCACAUAUCUAAGUUCCCUUAAAGCACCAGUAAAAAGAGCCAAAUCUUCCUCUUAAAACAUUCAGCUAUCCUUUUCAGUUUAAAAAUAAAGAAAAAUAUUACAUGUUCUUGUACAUGAAUUUAGAAAGCAUUACAUGUAUAUAAGUAUGUAUGCUUCAUGUUCUUCUUUUCCACUGAUAUAAUGUACAUUUUUGCUUACA
Molecule: messenger RNA, 1818 nt
Organism: Arachis duranensis
Lineage: Eukaryota; Viridiplantae; Streptophyta; Magnoliopsida; Fabales; Fabaceae
Product: dihydropyrimidinase
Exons: 13
Coding region: 61-1674 (537 amino acids)
Biological process (GO): pyrimidine nucleobase catabolic process
Cellular component (GO): cytosol; cytoplasm
Molecular function (GO): dihydropyrimidinase activity
Source: RefSeq, a predicted model, not a curated record